Nelumbo nucifera (sacred lotus) is the source of this 2470-nucleotide messenger RNA. RefSeq names its product Major facilitator superfamily protein. The record is from RefSeq and is a predicted model, not a curated record. Gene Ontology annotation, molecular function: transmembrane transporter activity. Gene Ontology annotation, cellular component: membrane. NCBI's taxonomy places the organism in Eukaryota, Viridiplantae, Streptophyta, Magnoliopsida, Proteales, Nelumbonaceae. Gene Ontology annotation, biological process: transmembrane transport.
CAAGACAACAGAGCCCAAAUAUUUCAACUAGGUGGGGAGGAUUUGAUUCUCCCUUCUCCCUUUCUUUUAUCCUCUCUCUCUCUCUCUCUCUGAUGUAUACAGACUUCUCUGUAAACAAGCAACUGCAGGUAAAACUAAAGAAACCAUUUUCUCAGUCUUCAUCCUACCUCACCUCCUUGGUGAUUAAAGAGUCACUUCUCUACCAACCAAGUCUUUAAAAAAAAUGAAAUUAGAAAAAAAAAAAAGAAUUUUCCAAUGGCUACGAAGGAUUGAAGUAAUCUCUAGAUCUUUCCCCACGAAUUGGACCCCCACCUCCUCCCACUCUUUAAAUCUGGCACCAUCCAUCACUCUCUCUCCAAAUGUUAUUUGAUUGCCGUUUCCGCCAGAGAUCGAGGACAAGUUGAAAAGAAAUGGAAGAAGGACGCCAGUUAGACGUAUGGGAAGGCUACGUAGACUGGAGAAACAGACCAGCCUUGAGAGGCCGCCAUGGCGGUGUGCUUGCGUCCUCCUUUGUACUAGUUGUGGAGAUACUGGAGAACCUGGCAUACCUAGCCAAUGCAAGCAACCUGGUGCUCUACCUCUCCAAGUUUAUGCAUUUCUCACCAUCCAAAUCGGCCAACACAGUGACCAAUUUCAUGGGGACAGCCUUUCUUCUCGCCCUUCUUGGUGGGUUCUUGUCAGAUGCUUUCUUUACGACUUAUCACAUCUAUCUGAUAAGCGCAGUGAUCGAGUUUCUGGGACUAGUGUUCCUCACUGUGCAAGCUCACUUGCCAUCACUCAAACCUCCGGCGUGUGACCCGGCCAAAACUGACGUCCCAUGCCUACAAGUCCAUGGCGGCAAAGCAGCCAUGUUGUUCGGAGGUCUCUAUCUGGUGGCGCUGGGUGUGGGCGGAAUCAAGGGGUCACUGCCAACACAUGGAGCCGAGCAAUUUGAUGAGAGCACCCCUCAGGGGAGAAAGCAGAGAUCCACCUUUUUCAAUUAUUUCGUCUUCUGUCUCUCCUUUGGUGCUCUAAUUGCGGUGACUUUGGUGGUCUGGAUCGAAGAUAACAAGGGCUGGGAAUGGGGUUUUGGUAUUUCUACUGCUACCAUACUUUUGUCCAUCCCCAUUUUUCUCCUUGGCUCAGCUACUUACAGGAACAAGAUACCCACUGGAAGCCCACUUACAACCAUAUUCAAGGUUCUGGUUGCCGCAAUUUGCAACAAUGUCUUCGUUAGUUCAAGUCCAAGUAAUGCUGUUGCAAGCAUGACAACAAGCCCAUCCUACCAGACCCAAAGUAGCGAGGAAGAAGAAGACAAGUCCAAAGAAAAGGUUCCGACGACUGAUCAAACACUAACCAAAGGCCUCAGUUUCCUUAAUCGAGCUGUUACGAACAAGCCUGCCAAUGCAGCGCUAGAAUGCACCACAGCGCAGGUAGAAGAGGUCAAGAUAGUGUUUAAGAUCCUCCCCAUCUUUGGUUGCACCAUCAUGCUCAACUGUUGCCUUGCCCAGCUCUCGACCUUCUCUGUUCAACAAGCAGCAACGAUGAACACCAAAUUCGGUUCCCUGAAGGUCCCCCCAGCCUCCCUCCCUGUCUUUCCCGUCGUAUUCAUCAUGAUCCUCGCACCAGUCUACAACCAUCUCAUCAUCCCAUUUGCCAGGAAAGUGACUAAAACAGAGAUGGGGAUAUCACAUCUGCAGAGGAUAGGUAUAGGGCUGGUCCUAUCCAUCAUUGCCAUGGCAGUAGCAGCUCUGGUAGAGAUCAAGCGGAAGAGGGUUGCUUCCCACUCUGGACUGCUCGACUCCGAACAACCUCUACCCAUCACCUUCUUCUGGGUGGCAUUGCAGUACUUGUUCCUCGGAUCAGCUGACCUUUUCACGUUGGCUGGUCUGUUGGAAUUCUUCUUUACGGAGGCACCAUCGAGCAUGAGAUCUUUGGCCACAGCUCUCUCAUGGGCCUCGUUAGCAAUGGGAUACUACCUCAGUUCUGUGCUUGUAUCAAUUGUGAACAGCGUCACAGGGACCCCCACCCACAGACCAUGGCUCUCCGGUAGCAAUUUAAAUUAUUACCAUCUCGAACGGUUCUACUGGCUGAUGUGUGUACUAAGUGGACUGAAUUUCUUCCACUACCUCUUCUGGGCCAGCCGAUACAAAUACAGAAGGAUCAUACCCAAUCACUGACUACUGAAAAGAGCUUGGGAGCUAAUUUGAAUGAAAGUUCAACGACACCAUCAGCUAUUCAGCUUUAGAUAUACCUCAUGAUUCACUGGUCUACUUUUCAUGCCACUAAGAGAGAAAGAAAUAGCCUUUGUUUUUUUUUUUUGCUUCAUGGGGCUACACAACAGGGGGUAGCCCAUCCCCUUUCCCUUAACGCCCCCAACCCAAUCCCUGGUGGCAGCGGGAUUUGAUCCCAGGGACGAGUCAUGGGUUUGGGUGUUCUGCCCGUGUUUUGUUCCAAUUAAUUCUUCUUAAAAAAAUUUCUUGGUUGUGAA